This is a messenger RNA of Puma concolor (puma), 3555 nucleotides long. The record is from RefSeq and is a predicted model, not a curated record. Lineage: Eukaryota; Metazoa; Chordata; Mammalia; Carnivora; Felidae.
AUGGCGGUCCACGGUGCUGGGGAUCAGAAUUUAUUUACUUCUAUUUAUCCAACGCUUUCCCAGCAGCUUCCGAGGGAACCGAUGGAAUGGAGAAGGUCCUAUGGCCGUGCUCCAAAGAUGAUUCACCUGGAAUCCAACUUCGUUCAAUUCAAAGAGGAGCUGCUACCCAAAGAUGGAAACAAAGCUCUGCUCACUUUCCCCUUUCUUCAUAUUUAUUGGACGGAAUGCUGUGAUACCGAAGUGUAUAAAGCUACGGUAAAAGACGACCUUACCAAAUGGCAGAAUGUUCUGAAAGCUCAUAGCUCUGUGGACUGGCUCAUAGUGGUAGUUGAAAAUGAUGCCAAGAAAAAAAACAAAACCAACAUCCUUCCCCGAACUUCUAUUGUGGACAAAAUAAGAAAUGAUUUUUGUAAUAAACAGAGUGACAGGUGUGUCGUGCUCUCCGACCCCUUGAAGGACUCUUCUCGAACUCAGGAAUCCUGGAAUGCCUUCCUGACCAAACUCAGGACCUCACUUCUUAUGUCUUUUACCAAAAACUUGGGCAAGUUUGAGGACGACAUGAGGACGUUGAGGGAGAAGAGGACGGAGCCAGGCUGGAGCUUCUGUGACUAUUUCAUGGUCCAGGAGGAACUGGCCUUUGUAUUUGAGAUGCUGCAGCAAUUUGAAGAUGCCCUCGUACAGUAUGAUGAACUGGACGCCCUGUUUUCUCAGUACGUCGUCAACUUUGGUGCUGGGGAUGGUGCCAACUGGCUGACUUUUUUCUGCCAGCCGGUGAAGAGCUGGAACGGACUGAUCCUCCGAAAGCCCAUAGACAUGGAGAAGCGGGAGUUGAUACAGAGGCAGGAAGCCACCCUGUUGGACCUGCGCAGUUACCUGUUCUCUCGCCAGUGCACCUUGCUCCUCUUCCUGCAGAGGCCGUGGGAGGUGGCCCAGCGCGCCCUGGAGCUGCUGCACGGCUGCGUGCAGGAGCUGAAGCUCCUGGAAGUCUCUGUCCCGCCUGGCGCUCUGGACUGCUGGGUGUUCCUGAGCUGUCUGGAGGUGCUGCAGAGGAUAGAAGGUUGUUGUGACCGGGCACAGAUAGACUCGAACAUUGCCCACACUGUGGGCUUAUGGAGCUAUGCCACCGAGAAGCUAAAGUCCUUGGGCUAUCUGUGCGGACUUGUGUCGGAAAAAGGACCUAACUCAGAGGACCUCAACAGGACAGUUGACCUUCUGGCAGGUUUGGGAGCUGAGCGACCCGAAACAGCCAACACAGCUCAGAGUCCUUAUAAGAAGCUCAAAGAAGCAUUAUCAUCAGUAGAAGCUUUUGAAAAACACUACUUAGAUCUGUCGCACGCGGCCAUCGAAAUGCACACGAGCAUCGGAAGGCUCCGGUCUGCUAAGUUUGUUGGGAAGGACCUGGCAGAGUUUUACAUGAGGAAAAAGUCUCCACAGAAGGCGGAAGUGUACCUUCAGGGAGCACUGAAGAACUACCUGGCUGAGGGCUGGGCGCUGCCCAUCACUCACACGAGGAAGCAACUCGCCGAGUGUCAGAAACACCUUGGACAGACCGAAAACUACCUUCAGACCAGUAGCCUUUUGGCCAGCGAUCACCACCUGACUGAGGACGAACGGAAGCACUUCUGCCGGGAGAUACUCAGCUUUGCCAGCCGACAGACGGACAGCCCAGGUCAGAAAAUAGUGCUCCCUCUGCACUGUUUUGCACAGCUGAGAGACCUCCAUUUUACCCCUUCCAACGCCGUGGUCCACGUGGGGGGGGUUCUGUCCGUGGAGAUCACCUUGUGCAGCCAGAUGCCCAUGCCCGUCCACGUGGAGCAGGUCGCCAUCAACGUCCACUUCAGCAUCGACAGAAACAACUACCGCAAGACCGCCGAGUGGCUGACCAAGCACAAGACGUCCAAUGGGACCAUUAACUUUCCGCCAGAGACCUCGCCUCUCCCCGCACCGCAGAACGACUUACCCGCGCUGGAGUUGUAUGAGAUGUUUGAGAGAAGUCCUUCGGACAAUUCCUUGAACACAACGGGGAUUAUAUGCAGGAAUGUUCACAUGCUCCUGAGAAGGCAGGAGAGCAGCACUUCCCUAGAAACGUCCUCCGGUGUGGCUCUGGAGGACGGGGCCCAUGUGCUGAGAUGUAGCGGUGUGACUCUGGAACCGGGGGCCAAUAGGAUAACGUUCAAGACGCAGGCCAGGGAGCCCGGAACGUACACGCUGCGGCAGCUGUGCGCCUCGGUGGGCCCGGUGCGCUUCGUCCUCCCUCACCUGUACCCCCCGGUGCAGUACGACGUGUACUCGCAGGAGCCGCAACUGCGCGUCGAGCCGCUGGCCGAUAGCCUUCUGGCUGGUAUCCCUCAGAAGGUAAAGUUCACUGUCACCACUGGCCAUUAUACAGUAAAAAACGGGGACAGCCUGCAGCUCAGCAACGCGGAAGCCAUGCUCAUCCUGUGUCACGCAGAGAACAGAGCAGUGAUCUACUCCAACACGAGAGAAAAGGCUUCUGAUGCAUUGCUCCGGGUUCAGUCGUCUGACAAGGUCACAAGCAUCAGUCUGCCCGCUGCUCCUGCGUACCACAUGAUUGAAUUUGAACUGGAAGUUCUCUCUUUACCUUCAGCUCCAGUAACUGGAGGAGAGAGCAGCGUGCUGGGGAUGACAGAGUCCCACAGGAAGCAUAAGGACACACAGAAAGCCGGCCAGUGCAUGGCUACCACAGACCACAAAGUGUCCAUUGACUGCCCGUGGUCCAUCUACUCCACUGUCAUCGCCCUGACCUUCAGCGUGCCCUUCAGGACCACACACUCUCUUCUGUCCGCCGGGACACGGAAGUACAUUCAAGUUUGUGUCCAGAAUUUGUCGGAACUUGACUUUGAGCUGUCGGACGGUCACCUCGUGGAUCCUGACAGUAACGCCGACCUACGGCUGGUGCCGCUGAACGCGAAGUCCCCGCAGCACGUCCGCAGCAAGCAGUCAGUGUUCUUUGUGUGGGAGCUGAAGUGGACGCGCGCGCCUCCCCCUUCUCUGCGCUGCCGGUUCUCCGUUGGAUCCUCCCCGGCUUCGGGAGGACGGCUCUCCAUCCCCUUAAAGCCGUACACUUACGAAUUUCAAGUGGAAAAUUUUUUCGUACUGGUCGACAACAGUAGCAACUGGGCGGUGUGUGGGAAAAGUUCUGGCGUCAUCUCCAUGCCUGUGGCCGCCCGGGCCACUCACCGCGUCCACAUGGAGGUGAUGCCCCUCUUUGCGGGUUACCUGCCCCUUCCCGACGUCAGGCUCUUCAAAUACCUCCCCCACCACUCCGCGCACUCCUCGCAGCUGGACGCUGAUAGCUGGAUAGAGAGCGACGGGCUGUCGGUGGACAAGCACGUGGACGAGCAGCCGGACGGCGGCAGCGGCGGCAGGUGCAGGGGCAGCGCGCACCUGGCCUCCGGCGGCGAGCACAGGGGUUUGCCCAUGCCCCGGCUGCAGGCGCUGCCUCCCGGCCAGGUCUUCAACGCCAGCGUGGGCACGCAGGUGCUGGUCAUCCCCAGCAAAGACGACCACGUCCUCGAAGUCAGCGUCACAUGA